CCUCUCCUCGCGCGCACGCCUUUUUUUGGCCGUGCACAAAGGGAAACUCAGCCAAACAUGGCCACCUACGCCAGCGAACCCGCGGCGGACGCGUUCAUCAUCCUCGUCUCGUUCAUCGGGAUCUUCUUCGCGCUGUACCAGUUCUCGCUCGUGCAGCGCGUCAAGCUCGUGGAUUCCUCGAACGGCUCCGGGAAUGGCGCGCCGCUCCUCACGUCCCUCGGCAUCGACACGACGAAGCUCAUGGGGAUCUACGAAGCCAUUCGCGUCGGCGCGGAUUCUUUCCUUCGCGCGGAGUACACGAUCUGCAUGUACUUCAUCGGCGCGUUCGGGAUCGUCGUCCUCAUCCUCACGUCCUACAUCGAGGAGAAGUGGCACUUCGACGAGGGCGCCCUCACCGCGGUCGCGUUCGUCGCGGGCGGGGUGACGUCCAUCAUCUCCGGCCUCAUCGGCAUGAAAGUCGCGGUGUACGCCAACGCGCGCACGACGGUGUGCGCCGCGGGCGGUAACCCGUGGACGGACGCGUUUAACUGCGCGUUCAGGGCUGGCUCCGUCAUGGGAUUCGCGCUCUGCGGCCUCUCCAUGCUCAUCCUGUACUCCCUCGUGCACCUGUUCGCGUUCCACUUCGACGAGUGGGACACGAAAACGUCCGAGACGCUCAAGCUCAUGGAAGCGCUCUCCGGGUACGGCCUCGGCGGCUCUUCCGUCGCGCUCUUUGGCCGUGUCGGCGGCGGCAUCUACACUAAAGCCGCCGACGUCGGCGCCGAUCUUGCGGGCAAGGUUGUCCAGGGCAUCCCCGAGGACGACCCGAGGAACCCGGCGACGAUCGCGGACAACGUCGGCGAUAACGUCGGUGACGUCGCGGGCAUGGGCUCCGAUCUCUUCGGUUCUUUCGCGGAGGCGACGUGCGCCGCGCUCGUCGUCGCGUCGGCGUCGGAAACCCUCGUCUCCGAGGGGAAGUGGCCCGGGCUCAUGUUCCCGGUGACCAUCUCCGCGGGCGGCAUCCUGGUCUGCCUCAUGGUGUCCUUCGUCGCGACGCACAUCAAGCCCGUGAAGAAGGAGGCUGACAUCGAGACCGUCCUCAAGCUCCAGCUCGGCCUCACGACGCUGCUCCUCACGGGCGCGAUCGGCCUCCUCGCGUGCAUGUUCCUCCCGGAGGAAUUCAUCCUGUACAGGGUGGACGCGACCUCGAUCACGUUCACGCCGCUCCGCGCGUGGGUCUGCACGUGCAUGGGUCUGUGGUCCGGCUGCCUCAUCGGCUUCAUCACGGAGUACUACACCUCGCACUCGUACAAGCCCGUGCGCGAAGUCUCCCAGGCGUGCGAGACGGGGGCGGCGACGAACAUCAUCUACGGCCUCGCGCUCGGAUACAAGUCCGCGGUGCUCCCGGUGUCUCUCCUCUCCAUCGUGGUGUACGUCUCGUUCUACCUCGGCGACAUGUACGGCGUCUCCCUCGCCGCGCUCGGUAUGCUCUCCAACCUGUCCACCUGCCUCGCGAUCGACGUGUACGGCCCCAUCUGCGACAACGCCGGCGGCAUCGCUGAGAUGGCGGAGCUUCCGGAGCACGUCCGCGACGUCACGGACGCGCUCGACGCGGCGGGCAACACGACCGCCGCCAUCGGCAAGGGCUUCGCGAUCGGUUCCGCGUGCCUCGUCGGCAUCGCGCUCUUUGGCGCGUUCAUCACGCGCUCGCAGCUCACGAUGACGAAGGUUUCUCUCCUCGAGCCGAUGAUUUUCGCGUCGGUUAUCUUCGGCGCGAUGAUUCCGUACUGGUUCAGCGCGAUGACGAUGAAGUCCGUCGGUCAGGCUGCGAACGAGAUGGUCAAGGAAGUCGCGAGGCAGUUCCGCGAGAUCCCGGGCCUCCUCGAAGGCACCCCCGGGCACGCCCCCCCCGACCACGCGAAGUGCAUCGAGAUCUCCACGGACGCGUCUCUUCGCGAGAUGAUCGCCCCCGCGGUGCUCGUGAUGACGACGCCGCUCGCGUUCGGAAUCCUCCUCGGGAACGCCCCCGUCGCGGGCAUGCUCGCGGGCGCGAUCGUUUCUUCGAUCCAGAUGGCGAUCUCGUCCUCGAACACCGGCGGCGCGUGGGACAACGCGAAGAAGUAUGUCGAGAAGGGUUCCGUGUCCAUCGACGGCGUCGUCCAGGGCAAGGGUUCGGAGCUUCACAAGGCUGCCGUCGUCGGCGACACCGUCGGCGAUCCCCUCAAGGACACGUCCGGGCCCGCUCUCAACAUCGUGAUGAAGCUGAUGGCGAUCCUCUCCCUCGUGUUUGCGGACUUCUUCCUUUCCAUCAACAACGGCAAGGGUCUGCUCAUGCUUCCGCACUAAGAGAGACGCGCGGUGAGUAACAUUUCAUCGAUGAUUUCAUUUCGACGACGAAAGCCGCCUCGUCGUCGCGGUUGGUUUCGAACGAGCCGCGACUGGUAACAUCGAGCGAGCGAGCGCACGUCGCGAAAGUUGCAUUUUUACGUAUUAAGUUGAACCUUACUCUCAUCUUCGUAUUUCGCAUUGUUUCGAACGUUGUUAUAAAAGAGAGUCUAAUAAAACAC
This is a messenger RNA of Micromonas pusilla CCMP1545, 2546 nucleotides long. Its product is annotated as H+-translocating pyrophosphatase family. The record is from RefSeq and is a predicted model, not a curated record. The transcript has a single exon. Gene Ontology annotation, cellular component: membrane. Bases 58 to 2325 code for a protein of 755 amino acids. Gene Ontology annotation, biological process: proton transmembrane transport. Gene Ontology annotation, molecular function: inorganic diphosphate phosphatase activity; diphosphate hydrolysis-driven proton transmembrane transporter activity. Lineage: Eukaryota; Viridiplantae; Chlorophyta; Mamiellophyceae; Mamiellales; Mamiellaceae.